AUGCUCUCCAGUGUUCUGCCGCCCCCGCCUCGGUAUCCCAGUCAGAUGCUGUACAAUGGCGCCUAUCUCAGUGGCCAGAUGGUCCCCAUGAUCGAGACCAACAACAUCCUGUCACACCCAACUGGUCCCGACUGCCAGUUCCUCGUCGGCGAAGGUCUCUACGUCCUCGAAGAGGACCUUCUGCUCGCGACGCCCCCGCCGCACCCUUCGGAAACGCCCGUCGUCAACCCUAACCCGCUUGCGACGACUCCUCUGCCUGCUACUGCCGGCACCAAGAUCUCGAUGGUCGCCCUCGUCGAUCCACCGCCGCCACCGGCUCUGGCCCUGCUACUGUCCGGUGCCAACAGCACGGCUCCUCCCGCAGACAAUCCGGGAUCGUCCUCGGGCCCCUUUGCGACAGUGGAAGAACACCCGGACGGCGAAUCCAGCAGCAGUGCACCCACAGGCAACGCUGCAGGCGACUCUGCGACGGGCCGGCUGAGCUUCAACACCAACAGCGCCAUGUCGGCUGGCAGCGACACCGCGCUGGCGGGUGCUGCUGCCUCCGGUGCGGCGCCAGGCACGGCGGCCGAUGCGACAGCCGGUGGCAGCAACCCGUUGACUGCCAACGGCUUCAACCAUAGCGCAACGUCGACCACCAGCGCCCUCGCGACCCUGGCCAGCAUGGGCGGCACCAAGGCCAGCGGCGGCAAGCAGCGCAAACCCAAGAACAACGUGACCAAGAGCAACUCGUCGUUCAUCUCCCGCGUGAUUGUCAACGACAACCUGGCCAAGCGCCUGCAGGACCGCCCGGCCACCGGCAUCUUUGUCUUUGCAAACAUCAACCGUGCCUUCCAGUGGGUCGACAUGUCCUCCGAGACGAAGAAGGACUACUUCACCAAGAUCCUGUUCACCAAAGCGCACUGCCUGUGCCACGACAUCAACCCGGUGACCAAGAGCACGUCGCACCUCGACGUGAUCAUGGGCUUCUCGACCGGCGAGCUCAUCUGGUGGGAGCCUUUCUCGCAGCGCUACAUGCGCCUCAACAAAAACGGCAUCAUUCGCGGCACGCCCGUGUCAGACGUGCGCUGGGUGCCCGGGUCCGAGAACCUGUUCAUGGCUGCCUUUAUGGACGGGUCGCUCGUCGUCUUUGACAAGGAGAAGGAGGACGCCGCCUUUGUGUUUGACGAGGACGAGGCCAAUCGCCAGCGCCUGUCCAACAGCACCGCGGCCCGCGCGCACAUUCAGGUCGAGCGCUCGAUCCACACCAAGGGCCAGAAGAGCAACCCGUUUGCGUUUUGGAAGCUGUCGAACCAGCGCAUCAAUGCCUUUGCCUUUUCACCACAGGCCAACCAUGUCGCCGUUGUGUCCGAGGACGGCUCGCUGCGCAUCAUUGACAUCUUGCGCGAGGAGCUGUUGGGUCUCUUUUACUCCUACUACGGCGGCCUUACCUGCGUGUGCUGGUCGCCUGACGGCAAGUACGUGGUGACGGGCGGGCAGGACGACCUGCUGUCCAUCUGGCACGUGGCCGACCAGACGCUCGUCGCCCGCUGCCAGGGCCACCACUCGUGGGUCACGUCCGUGGCGUUUGACCCGUGGCGCUGCGACGACCGUGUCUACCGCAUCGGCAGUGUCGGUGAGGACAGCCGGCUGUGUCUCUGGGAUUUCAGCGUCGGCAUGCUGACCCGGCCCAAGGCGACAACGUCCACGAGCAACUCCAACAUCCACACGGCGACAUCAACCGGCAAGACGGUCGGCAGAGGCAGCGAGGAGGACGCGGACGGCUACGUGAUGGUGGAUGAGUCCAACGGCGGUGACGAGCGCGUGCACCCGGUUGAGCCGCGGGCACGGACAGCCAUUCUGCCGCCUGUUUGUUCCCAGGUGGUUGACAAGGACCCCCUCUGCUGGCUUGGAUUCACCGAAAGCGCCAUCAUGAUCAGCAGCAAGACGGGCCACAUCCGCACAUGGAAGCGGCCGACCGACAGCGCAGCGCAAGCGCCAUAA
Sporothrix schenckii 1099-18 is the source of this 1983-nucleotide messenger RNA. Its product is annotated as catabolite repression protein creC. The record is from RefSeq and is a predicted model, not a curated record. Gene Ontology annotation, biological process: carbon catabolite repression of transcription. The coding region runs from base 1 to 1983 and encodes 660 amino acids. Gene Ontology annotation, cellular component: cell tip; cell division site; nucleus. The transcript has 3 exons. Gene Ontology annotation, molecular function: protein binding. NCBI's taxonomy places the organism in Eukaryota, Fungi, Ascomycota, Sordariomycetes, Ophiostomatales, Ophiostomataceae.